Benincasa hispida (wax gourd) is the source of this 1215-nucleotide messenger RNA. RefSeq names its product Polynucleotidyl transferase, ribonuclease H-like superfamily protein. The record is from RefSeq and is a predicted model, not a curated record. Gene Ontology annotation, molecular function: 3'-5' exonuclease activity; nucleic acid binding. Gene Ontology annotation, biological process: rRNA processing. Gene Ontology annotation, cellular component: nucleus. NCBI's taxonomy places the organism in Eukaryota, Viridiplantae, Streptophyta, Magnoliopsida, Cucurbitales, Cucurbitaceae.
CAUACCACAAAUUAGAACCCUCCGUCCCUGUUUUCCGGUUUAGGGCCACCGGGCUAGAAGACGACCGAAGUGGCGGAUAUUAGUAGUAUGUGAAUUUUGGGCGUUGGCCGUCAAAGCGGGAACUUCAACAUUAUGGAAUCUCAGCUCAAAAAGACCUCUAAACCCAAAUUGUUGAACCCCAAUUGGGCGCUACUCCAACAAGUACUACUUGUUGUUGUUGUUGUUAAGCUCAAACCCCUUGGUUCAAACCAUUCACGGUCGUCUACUGUUCCGAAAUCCGAAGCUUCAUCAAAGACCCUUUUAGGGAAACGCAAGGAAAGAUCUGAUGUGGAGUCAAAUCAUUCCCAGAAGAAUAUUCUCAUUCCGGUGAACGAUGACUUUAGUCUUACAGAUGUAGUUGCUAUGGAUUGUGAAAUGGUUGGCGUGGGUCAAGGUAACAAAAGUGCCCUUGGACGAGUUACACUGGUAAACAAAUGGGGGAAUGUUAUAUAUGAUGAGUUUGUACGCCCUAUAGAGCGCGUGGUUGACUUUCGUACUCAAAUUAGUGGCAUAAGACCCUCCGACUUGAAGAAAGCGAAGGAUUUUUCAACUGUCCAGAAGAGAGUGGCUGAGUUGAUUAAAGGAAAGAUUCUUGUUGGCCAUGCCUUGCGUAAUGAUCUUAAGGCAUUGCUAUUGAGUCAUCCCAAGCAGGAUGUGAGAGACACCUCCGAGUACCAAUUCUUUCAGAAGGAAGGAUGUAGAAGAGCUCUGCGCCAUCUUGCAGCUGAGUUUCUUGGCGUUGAGAUCCAAAAUGGGGAGCACUGUCCUGUAGAAGAUGCUCGUUCUGCAAUGCUGCUCUAUCAGAAGAAAAGAAAAGAGUGGGAAAAGAGUGUCAAAGGUGAAAUAAAGCUUAAAUUGAAGCAGAAGAAACGCAAGCGAAGGAAGAAAUCCAAGGAUGGAGGUGGUUUUGAAUGAUCAAAUCAAACUCCUAAUAUCUUAAUCCGACUUAGAUCUUACAAAAAUGUGUAACUUGUUAGUAUAGAACUUAGAAGUGGGUAAAUUACAGGCAUUUGAAACCAUGAGUUCCAUUCUUUAUUAUGAGUGAGACUAUUGGUCUGUGUUCUUGGCCAAUUUUUUGAUCCUCAGGCUCGACAAGAAUUACUGGUUAUCAAUAUUGUAUGGAUGCAUCAACCUAAUAUCCUAAAGUGAAUAAUAUUGCUUAUGUUGUGAUUUUAA